UCCCUAUAUGCAAUAUAUAUAUACUCUCUGCUACCAAAGCAAGGCCUUUCUAGUUCUACUCGCACUCUCUGACAGCCAAAAUGAUAAGCUGGAAAGACCUCUACACGGUCCUAACCGCAGUGGUCCCUCUGUACGUGGCCAUGAUCCUCGCCUACGGUUCCGUCCGCUGGUGGAAGAUAUUCUCGCCGGACCAGUGCUCCGGCAUAAACCGCUUCGUGGCCAUCUUCGCCGUGCCCCUCCUCUCCUUCCACUUCAUCUCCACCAACAACCCCUACGCCAUGAACUUCCGCUUCAUCGCGGCGGACACGCUCCAGAAGAUCAUCAUGCUCCUCGCCCUCGCCCUCUGGACCACCCUCACCAGAGCCGCCUCCCUCGAGUGGCUCAUCACCGUCUUCUCCCUCUCCACGCUCCCCAACACGCUCGUCAUGGGCAUCCCCUUGCUCAUCGCCAUGUACGGAGACUACUCCGGCGCCCUCAUGGUCCAGGUCGUCGUGCUCCAGUGCAUCAUCUGGUACACGCUCCUCCUCUUCCUCUUCGAGUACCGCGCCGCCAGGAUCCUCAUCACCGAACAGUUCCCCGAAACCGCCGCCUCCAUCGUCUCCUUCAAGGUCGACUCCGACGUCGUCUCGCUCGACGGCCGGGACUUUCUCGAAACCGACGCCCAACUCGGCCACGACGGCAAGCUCCACGUCACCGUUAGGAAGUCCAACGCCUCGCGGAGGUCCUUCAUGAUGACCACCCCGAGGCCCUCUAACCUCACCGGGGCCGAGAUUUACAGCCUCAGCUCCUCCCGUAACCCCACGCCACGUGCCUCCAACUUCAACCACAACGAUUUCUUCUCCAUGAUGGGGUACCAGCCCCCGCCACCGCCACCGCCCCAGGCCCAGGCCCAGCCCCAGGCCCAGCCCCAGGCCCAGCCCCAGCCCCAGGCGCAGACGCGUCACUCCAACUUCACCGCCAAUGAUUUGUUUCCCUCCCGCGGGCCCACUCCCAGGCCCAGCAACUUCGAAGAGCCGCCAAUGCCUCAGCCCGUGCCCGUCGCUUCCCCCAGGUUCGGGUUUUACCCAACCCAGACCGUGCCCGCUACGUACCCGCCGCCCAACCCGGAGUUCUCCUCCGCUCCUAAGACCCUCAAGAAUCCGCAGGCUCCCACCAAGGGGCCCAACGACGCCAAGGAGCUACACAUGUUUGUGUGGAGCUCCAGCGCCUCGCCGGUGUCGGAAAACGCCGGACUCAACGUCUUUGGUAGCACCGACCUCGGAAGCUCCGAACAACCCGAGCAGGGUGCCAAAGAGAUUAGGAUGUUGGUAGCUGAUAAUGCACACACACAAAAUGGGGAAAUCAACAACAAAGGUGGUUUGGAGGCAGGAGUUGGUGGGGAAGAGUUAAAGUUUCCGGUGAAUGGGGCUGAUGAGGAAGUGGAGGAAGAGAAAGAGAGAGAGGGGUCGACGGCGGAGCUGCAGAGAAAAUCGGGCGGAAAACACAUGCCUCCGGCGAGUGUGAUGACUCGUCUGAUACUGAUCAUGGUGUGGAGGAAGCUUAUCCGCAAUCCGAACACGUACUCGAGCCUAAUUGGUGUAGUAUGGUCCCUCAUUGCCUUCAGGUGGCACGUGCAUAUGCCCAAAAUAAUAGAGAAAUCAAUUUCCAUACUGUCUGAUGCUGGUCUUGGAAUGGCUAUGUUCAGCUUAGGUCUGUUUAUGGCACUUCAGCCCAAGAUAAUUGCAUGUGGGAACUCUGUGGCUACGUUUGCCAUGGCUAUUAGAUUCCUCACUGGCCCUGCCGUCAUGGCUGCAGCUUCCAUCGUGGUUGGCCUCCGUGGCACCCUCCUACACGUAGCCAUUGUUCAGGCUGCACUUCCUCAAGGGAUUGUUCCAUUUGUGUUUGCUAAGGAGUACAAUGUCCAUCCAGCCAUUCUUAGUACAGCGGUCAUAUUUGGGAUGUUGAUAGCCCUUCCGAUUACUCUGGUUUACUACAUACUCCUUGGUUUGUAAAAUUCCUAUACCAAAGUAACCAAUAUUCCAGGGAAAAUUAAGCACAUGAUUUCACCUUUGAUGCAAUUUGGAAGUUAGUAAGCAUGAGUGGAGACCACAGUGGAGUACCCUAUUGGACAAAAAAUAUCACUAACUAGUAAUUUCACAACAGAGGAUGCCAUUCCAAGUUUCCAAAAUUUUGGGGACUUAUGAAGAUUUGACCGAUUGGGAGUCCUCCUAAAAUUCGAACACCUCCUUGUUAAAAGUCCAAGAUGAUGUAAUUUUCAAGGACCUCAAAGAGGAAGGCAUAACAGAGGAAUGCGCCAAGUCAAUGAUAUCUAGAAAUGGUUCCCUCUCUGUCAGAUUUUGUAAAUUUUAUAGAAAAUCCGGUUUGGUCAUCAUGUUAAAGCACAGUUUAGUAAUUGAGGGAGGAAACAAAGUGAAUGAGACGAGGAAGCCUUUCCUUUUAACGUUUUAUUGCUUUUUACAUUAUUAUUAUUAUUAUUGUUAUUAUCAUCAUCAA
Molecule: messenger RNA, 2493 nt
Organism: Cajanus cajan (pigeon pea)
Lineage: Eukaryota; Viridiplantae; Streptophyta; Magnoliopsida; Fabales; Fabaceae
Product: auxin efflux carrier component 4
Biological process (GO): auxin polar transport; auxin export across the plasma membrane
Cellular component (GO): endoplasmic reticulum; plasma membrane
Molecular function (GO): auxin efflux transmembrane transporter activity
Source: RefSeq, a predicted model, not a curated record